Messenger RNA from Emys orbicularis (European pond turtle), 663 nucleotides. Its product is annotated as carcinoembryonic antigen-related cell adhesion molecule 3-like. The record is from RefSeq and is a predicted model, not a curated record. The transcript is spliced from 4 exons. NCBI's taxonomy places the organism in Eukaryota, Metazoa, Chordata, Testudines, Emydidae. The coding region runs from base 1 to 663 and encodes 220 amino acids.
AUGGGGCGUCGGCCGGGGGGCGGGGACCCCCCCGCAUGGGGCGGCCCCUGGACAGGGCUGCUGCUGGCAGCCUCCAUCCUGGGCUCCUGCCUCCAGCCGGCGCCGGCCCAGACCACAGUGACCAUCGUCAUCACCCCGCAGAGUCCCGUGGUGGGAGGGGACGUCAGCCUGGCCCCGCAGAAUCCGCCACAGGGCGUCGUGUCCUGCAGCUGGUAUCGAUCAGCGACCGCUGAUCCAAACAGCCUGAUCCUCACCUACUACCCACCUCCAAACCCCGUUCAGCAGAACGGCUCGGCCCACACGGGGCGGGAAACAGCGGGGCCGGGCUGCGCCCUGAACAUCGUGGGGUUAACGCUCAAUGACACCGGGAACUACACGGUGAAGAUACAGAGCCGUAAUGCUGCUAACCCUGUCCUCGGCACAGUGGGUCUGCGCGUCUAUGAGCCCACUUCACCCCCAGGCCUGCCACCCGGAGCCAUCGCCGGGAUCGUCAUCGGGUCGCUGGCCGGGGCGGCGCUGCUCGGUGGCCUGCUCCACUUCCUGCUCCGCAAAACUGGAGGGGAAUGGCUCGGGGGACCGGGGGCCCCUGGGGCUGGGGGCUGCCCCGAACCCUGGUUCAACAUCCUGGUGCAAGGAGCCCCCCACCCUGGCUGCAGCCGCUAA